Messenger RNA from Theobroma umbraticum, 1182 nucleotides. NCBI's taxonomy places the organism in Eukaryota, Viridiplantae, Streptophyta, Magnoliopsida, Malvales, Malvaceae. The record is from RefSeq and is a predicted model, not a curated record.
UUGGUGGCGCCCCUCACACCUGAGGCACCAAGUCCAUGCAAUCAAAAACCACCGUUACCUCCAUUGCCUCCAACGGUGCCUCCUCAACCUCCAUCGCUUCAACCUCAACCUAAACCUCCUCAACCUCCAUCACCUCAACCACCAUCACCUCAACCUUACCUCCAUCGCCUCAACCUCCAUCGCCUCAACCUAAGCCUCCACCAUCGUCUCAGCCUCCACCAUCUCAACCACCAUCGCCUCAACCUAAGCCUCCACCAUCUCAACCACCAUCCCACCACCAUCUCAGCCACCACCGUCUCAGCCUCUACCGCCUCACCACCAUCACCUCAACCUAAGCCACCACCGUCUCAGCCUCCACCGCCUCAACCACCAUUGCCUCAACCUCCACCACCACCGUCUCAACCACCAUUGCCUCAACCUCCACCGCCACCGUCUCAACCUCCAGUGCCUCACCACCAUUGCCUCAACCUAAGCCUCCACCGCCUCAACCACAACCUCCACCGCUUCAACCACCAUCUCCUCAACCUAAGCCUCCACCAUUCUCAGCCUCCACCGUCUCAGCCUCCACCACCUCAACCACCAUCUCCUCAACCUAAGCCUCCACCAUCUCAGCCUCCACCGUCUCAGCCUCCACCACCUCAACCACCAUCUCCUCAACCACCAUUGCCUCAACCUCCACCACCUCAACCUAAGCUCCACCGCCUCAGCCACCAUCUCCUCAACCUAAGCUACCCACCGUCUUCAACCAUCGCCGCCUCAACCCACCACCAGCUCUUCCUCAACCACCAUUGCCUCAACCACCACCAGCUCUUCCUCAACCACCAUUGCCUCACCACCACCAGCUCUUCCUUCAACCACCACGCUCUUCCCGCCUCCUCCACCGCCUCAACCACCAUUGCCUCAACCACCACCAGCACUUCCUCAACCACCACCAGCUCUUCCUCAGCCUCCACCGCCUCAACCACCAUUGCCUCAACCACCACCAGCUCUUCCUCAACCUCCAUUGCCUCAACCACCACCACCACCGCAGUCUGAUUGCCCGCCUCCACCAGACUGCCAUUCUGAUUGUGAACAUCCCCCAGAACCUGAUUGGCCACCUUUCGAGCCAUGGGUUCCACCUUUUAUAAAUCAAAACUGGAAGUGUUGGCAGUCACUUAACUCUAUUGGAAGUUGUGUAGAAGA